AUUGAAAUUUUUGUAAUAACAUUUACAUAAUUAUCAAGCUUGCAGGAUUUAUCGUGAAAGGCUCACAAGCCAACAAAGUUAACCGCCAACUUGAACAUCAAUUCACGCAAUUCACUACCAUCCUCAACCUUUCUCAACCUAUCAUUUUUCAAAGUUCCUUUUGCCGAGAAAAAGCUGCAAUGGAUUCUUGCUGUAUGGGCUUAAGAGCCAAUACCCAUGUAGCGAAAGCCACCAAACAAUGUUUCAAGAAUGUAGAGAAUGCGUUUUGGGGAGAAAGGAUCAGAGGUAGCUUAAACAACAGCGGUGGGUUUAAUUGUUUAGCAAAGGGCUUGAAUGCUGAGAAGAGGGAUAAGAAGGUCAAACCUGGUGUUGUUUAUGCUGUGAUUACGUCUAAUAACAAUCUUAGAGAGGUUAUGACGCUAUCACUUCCAACUCCGAGGUUUGGUAGAUGGACAGCAGACCCGAAAAAUGUAGCUGCGAUCAUACUGGGAGGAGGUGCAGGGACUCAGCUCUUUCCUCUUACAAAAACAGCAGCAACACCAGCUGUUCCAGUUGGGGGAUGCUAUAGACUUAUAGACAUCCCUAUGAGUAACUGCAUCAACAGUGGCAUAAACAAGAUUUUUGUGUUGACCCAGUUCAACUCGGCUUCCCUCAAUCGGCAUCUUGCACGGACAUAUUUUGGCAACGGUGUCACCUUUGGUGAUGGAUUUGUGGAGGUCCUAGCAGCCACUCAAACGCCAGGAGAAACAGGAAAGAAUUGGUUCCAAGGAACAGCUGAUGCCGUGAGGCAAUUCAUAUGGGUAUUUGAGGAUGCUAGGAACAGAAACAUUGAGAAUAUUUUGAUCUUGUCCGGUGAUCAUCUUUACCGAAUGAAUUAUAUGGAUUUUUUGCAGAGCCACAUCGACAGAAAUGCUGACAUUACAAUAUCAUGUGUAGCAGUAGGUCCAAGCCGUGCAUCGGAUUAUGGACUGGUGAAGAUAGACAAUAGAGGCCGCAUUGUGCAGUUUGCUGAAAAACCAAGGGGUGCUAAUCUGAAAGCUAUGCAAGCAGAUACCACUGUUUUAGGAUUAUUGCCCCAGGAAGCUAUGAAAUCCCCAUACAUUGCAUCCAUGGGAGUCUAUGUAUUCAAAACAGAUGUCUUGUUAAACCUUUUGAGGUGGAGAUAUCCUACAUCCAAUGACUUUGGUUCUGAGAUCAUUCCUGCAGCUGUGAUGGAAAACAAUGUCCAGGGCUACAUCUUCAGAGACUACUGGGAGGACAUUGGAACAAUAAAGUCUUUUUAUGAAGCUAACUUGGGCUUGACUGAAGAGGUUCCAAAGUUUGAAUUUUAUGAUCCGAAGACUCCUUUCUACACUUCUCCUAGUUUCCUACCACCAACCAAGAUGGAUAAUUGCCGGAUUAAGGAUGCAAUAAUUUCACAUGGAUGUUUCCUGCGAGAAUGCAGUGUUGAACAUUCCAUAGUGGGUGAACGCUCACGUUUAGACUAUGGUGUUGAGCUAAAGGAUUCUGUGAUGAUGGGUGCAGACUAUUACCAAACAGAAUCUGAAAUUGCAUCUCUACUGGCAGAAGGGAAAGUCCCUAUUGGAAUCGGACAGAAUACGAAAAUCAGGAACUCCAUCAUUGACAAAAAUGUAAAGAUAGGAAAAGAUGUGAUCAUCAUGAACAAAGAUGGUGUUGAAGAAGCAGAUAGACCAGAAGUUGGAUUCCACAUUCGAUCAGGAAUCACAGUUAUACUUGAAAAAGCUACAAUAGAAGACGGGACGAUCAUAUAGAUGAAUCUCAUGUACUUCCAUGAGUGGACUGUUUUCUCGUGAACCUGUAAUUUCAGUGGCUACCGAAGAAGCUAUGCAGGUUUCAUCGGCAGCAUUUUGGCCCCAUAAGAAGGAAGCUCCACACUCUAUGUUAACUAGAAGUUGUUAUCCCACACUUGUAAAUUGAGCCUAGGGAAAUAUACAAAUGCCAAAAGUUGUAUAAUAAACCAGAGGACUGUUCAAAAGGCUGCUUCUCUGCUAUGUAAAUACUGGUGGUGUUAUUAUAGCAUGGAACUUGAACUUUGGUGUUCAGUAGUAAUAAAAAAUAAUAAUAGUUGUAAAAACCUUAAUAUUA
Mangifera indica (mango) is the source of this 2106-nucleotide messenger RNA. Its product is annotated as glucose-1-phosphate adenylyltransferase large subunit 1-like. The coding region runs from base 180 to 1772 and encodes 530 amino acids. Gene Ontology annotation, biological process: glycogen biosynthetic process. NCBI's taxonomy places the organism in Eukaryota, Viridiplantae, Streptophyta, Magnoliopsida, Sapindales, Anacardiaceae. The transcript is spliced from 15 exons. Gene Ontology annotation, molecular function: glucose-1-phosphate adenylyltransferase activity. The record is from RefSeq and is a predicted model, not a curated record.